GCUGACUCAUGCAACUCCCGUGCAUGUCGGAAUAUAUUUUCGGAGCAAAUCCAUUAAGAAUUUAAGAUCACAUUGCCCGCGCUUUUUUCCGUCUGCAUGCAAACCAGAACCACUGCCCUCUACCUCCAUGGAAGAGAAGAAGCCGCGGCGGCAGGGAGCCGCAGGACGCGAUGGCAUCGUGCAGUACCCGCACCUCUUCAUCGCGGCCCUGGCGCUGGCCCUGGUCCUCAUGGACCCGUUCCACCUCGGCCCUCUGGCAGGGAUCGACUACCGGCCGGUGAAGCACGAGCUGGCGCCGUACAGGGAGGUCAUGCAGCGCUGGCCGAGGGACAACGGCAGCCGGCUGAGACUCGGCAGGCUCGAGUUCGUCAACGAGGUGUUCGGGCCGGAGUCCAUCGAGUUCGACCGCCAGGGCCGCGGGCCCUAUGCCGGGCUCGCCGACGGCCGCGUCGUGCGGUGGAUGGGGGACAUGACCGGGUGGGAGACGUUCGCCGUCAUGAAUCCCGACUGGUCUGAGAAAGUUUGUGCUAACGGAGUGGAGUCGACGACGAAGAAGCAGCACGGGAAAGAGAAGUGGUGCGGCCGGCCUCUCGGGCUGAGGUUCCACAGGGAGACCGGCGAGCUCUUCAUCGCCGACGCGUACUAUGGGCUCAUGGCCGUCGGCGAUAGCGGGGGAGUGGCGACCUCCCUGGCGAGGGAGGCCGGCGGGGACCCGGUCCACUUCGCCAACGACCUUGACAUCCACAUGAACGGCUCGAUAUUCUUCACCGACACGAGCACGAGAUACAGCAGAAAAGACCAUUUGAACAUUUUGUUAGAAGGAGAAGGCACGGGGAGGCUGCUGAGAUAUGACCCAGAAACUGGUGCCGUUCAUGUCGUGCUCAGCGGGCUGGUCUUCCCAAACGGCGUGCAGAUCUCACAGGACCAGCAAUUUCUCCUCUUCUCCGAGACAACGAACUGCAGGAUCAUGAGGUACUGGCUGGAAGGACCAAAAGCGGGCCAGGUGGAGGUGUUCGCGAACCUGCCGGGGUUCCCCGACAACGUGCGCAUGAACAGCAAGGGGCAGUUCUGGGUGGCGAUCGACUGCUGCCGGACGCCGAUGCAGGAGGUGUUCGCCCGGCGGCCGUGGCUGCGGUCCGCCUACUUCAAGAUCCCGGUGUCGAUGAAGACGCUGGGGAAGAUGGUGAGCAUGAAGAUGUACACGCUUCUCGCGCUCCUCGACGGCGAGGGGAACGUAGUGGAGGUGCUCGAGGACCGGGGCGGCGAGGUGAUGAAGCUGGUGAGCGAGGUGAGGGAGGUGGACCGGAGACUGUGGAUCGGGACGGUCGCGCACAACCAUAUCGCCACGCUCCCUUACCCGUUGGACUAGAGAGGGUGUGCAGUGUUCCAUUUGCUGGUUUUAUAUUAGCAAGGAGGUGUAUCAGUUUAUGGUUUGCUUGUUUGUUGGGUUCGUGUGAUGAUCAUGUUGUGAAUUUGACGCUGGAUUCUUUUUCUUUUGUGAAAAGAACUCCGAUCAUUAUAAAGGCUCGCCAAAACUACAAAGCAUAAUAAAAA
Messenger RNA from Hordeum vulgare subsp. vulgare (domesticated barley), 1554 nucleotides. Its product is annotated as protein STRICTOSIDINE SYNTHASE-LIKE 13. Gene Ontology annotation, molecular function: strictosidine synthase activity. The record is from RefSeq and is a predicted model, not a curated record. Gene Ontology annotation, biological process: biosynthetic process. The coding region runs from base 128 to 1369 and encodes 413 amino acids. Lineage: Eukaryota; Viridiplantae; Streptophyta; Magnoliopsida; Poales; Poaceae. The transcript is spliced from 4 exons.